Molecule: messenger RNA, 4086 nt
Organism: Gymnodraco acuticeps
Lineage: Eukaryota; Metazoa; Chordata; Actinopteri; Perciformes; Bathydraconidae
Gene: sack1e
Product: family with sequence similarity 83 member E
Exons: 7
Coding region: 508-2298 (596 amino acids)
Biological process (GO): epidermal growth factor receptor signaling pathway
Source: RefSeq, a predicted model, not a curated record
AAGUUGACACGGCACUAUUUGUUGCCACACACGUCGAACGCGUUUAGUGUAUGACCUAGAGCCAGAAUACCAAAGACUCUGAUUUAAGUAAAAAUACUGCAGCUGUGAAGACCAUAGAGCGACACAUUCGGCUCGAGACUGUGUGUCUGAGCAGCGAACGGAUCUGUCAGCUUUGUAGAAUGUCUGGAAUCUGAGAACAAUGUCGGUUGGAAGGAGUGGAAGUGUUUGGAGAGGUGAGACGAUCGGCAUGGGAAGGAACACAUGAAGAGGUAUAGCUCUUAAGAGCUUUUUAGUGAUACUCGAGCCUGAGAGAUGAGACAUGCUUUCCAGGAGGUGGUCUUGCCAACAUGGAGAUAUUGUGACUUUUUGCCAGAAGAAUGAAUGGAAUUACUUCAACUAGAUCCAAGGGUGACGUGAGCUGGUCUGGGUUAGAUUUGAUAUCACACUACAGAAAUCAGUAGUGGAAACUUUGUUAGCAGUUUUACACAGAGACAUCAGGCUGCCGUCAUGUCCAACUCACACGAGCAGAGCCUUGAUGAGAAUGUAGUUUUUCUACCGGUGAAUGAGUCCUCCCCAGAGUUCCUCCAUUGUGAGAAGGAGCGUCAGGCAGUGGAGAGACUCCUCAAUGCAGGACCAGAGGCCUUCUACAGCUCCAUCGACACAGAGCGCUCCGGCUGCUUCCUGUCUUCUGAAGAGGUCAGCCAGAUAAGCAGCUGGGCUCAGGACUAUCGCCUUCACCCGCUACAGGUGCAAAGACAGGAGAAUGGAGAGGACGGCAGCUCAGAGAUGGAGGACUUCUGUUCCACAUACUUCCCCUCCUUCACAGACACACCACCACCGGGCCUGGAUCUGGGCUGGCCUGAGAAGAGCCCCUGGGGAGCCAAAGACAGCGUUAGAGUCCACACCAGCCCUCCUGCAGAGGGAGACCCUUCUGUCAGGCAGAUCAUCAGAUGGCACUUGCAAAAUGCUGGCGAAGUAAUUGCCAUUGUAACGGACAAGUUGACAGAUAGUGCAAUUAUUGGAGAUUUACACAAAGCUGCAUCCCGGGGUGUCCCUGUGUACAUCAUCCUGAACCAAAGGUCCAUUCAAGAGAACUUCACGCUCAACAGGCUCAGGCAUCCGAACAUGCAGGUACGUGUUCUUGGUGGGAAAACCUUUUGUUCGAGGACAGGAAGAAUGGUGGUCGGAGAAAUGAAAGAUAAUUUCCUUCUGUUCGAUUUACAGACAGUGAUUCAUGGCAGCUACAGCCUCACAUGGACCGACGCCCACCUGCACCGGCAGCUGAUCACCGUUCUGAACGGCCCAGUGGUAGAAUCAUUCGACAGGGAGUUCAGGACCCUUUUUGCUGCUUCACUCCCUGUCCCCGACACAUGGAGGGAGGCAGGGACUCAUGUAGAUGUGACUCAUCAUCUGAAAGACUGCUCAGAUCUCGGGUUUCAAAGACAUCACCUGUAUGAGCCUGAGAUUACCAAUCCUCCAUCCCCACCUGCUGAUUCCCUCCUUGACUGGGUAGCCAUGGGGGUUAUACACACUACAAAGUGCAGUCCUCUUGAUCAGCAGGAGGAAAUCAUGGCCAAGGAAAUGCAGAUGCAGAGCCAAAUGCUGUUUGAUAAAAACACACUCUUUACGGACAGUUUUAGGCCUACUUACAAUGAAAACCAAUUUGUGGAUAACAAAAGGGUGGAUCACAUAAUAAAUAAGGCUAUUUCCCGACAACUCUCCGCAGAGAAGAGCACCAAUUUAGAUGACAUAACACGAACAAGACUUGAUGAUAAAGGAAUAGAACCAACACACCAUAUAAACAUCCUUCCGUUUUCGGAGAGAAGAGAGACCUUAAAGAGGGAAGCCAUAUUGGGAAAAGUGGGAAGCAUAAAUAAAACUAGCUCACCCAUGGAGAACAAACCAUCUUCUAGAAAACCUCUGAUCCUAAUGGUGCCGCAGUCUGAGAGCUACAAAUCCCUGAGUGACAUCAUGAAGAGGACUCAUCCCCAGCAGAGCCCUUCAGGACAGAUCAGGAAGGGAUCGAAGGCCGCCGCGUCAGAACUGACCCAGACUAUGAUGGAGCUGAGUGUAAACAAAACACAAAACAGAGGAGUCCCGAUGCCAAGGUUUAUGGCUAGUUGCUUUGACCCAGAUCAAAUGACACCUGCUCUUAACCUGAUGAGGAAGAGGAACGAUGAGUUGAAACCGUUAUUGUACAGAAGUCAACAAAACCUUUUGCCCAGAGAGAGGCCCCGCAGCUCCUCUUAUGCGUCCUGGAGGUGGCCACUCGCAGAGGCGGAGGGAAAGCAGGAAUGAGAAGCAAGGAAGAACAUACAUGAUCAAUAACUUCUGUAAAAACAUUUGUUUUCACUGACCAAGGACAGCCGUCAACAGUGGAUGGUUACAACCUCUGCAGUGUUAACCCAAAUCAGGCCAAAAACAGGCUAUGACUCUGAGAAUAAAGCCAUUGUUAUAUGCAUGUCUGUAAAUUCUACACAGGAAAUAUUGGUGAGUAUUUUUUCCAGAGCAAUUACUAUUUUGCUCUGAAAUAGUGAUAUUUAAUCAUUUUGGAGUGUAUUUAUUACUCAUAGCUUCUAGAGUGUGAUCAAAAAUGCAGAGUCAAUUCUAUUGGAGUCAAACCAUGACCACGAUGUAACGGCGGUGAUCUCUGGGGCCGUAGAUCUCGGUCUCUUAUAUUAUAUAGCUUCAUUAUUGGCGAAGUAUAUUACUUUGUUCCACGCUAAAACAUUGCACAGGAAGCAUGUGAAUCUAUGUCAUGUAUGCAUCUAUUUGUCACGAUCUGUCUAUGUUUUAGUUUGUCUGUCUCUGUUUCCUGUUGUAGUUUGAAAAGUGUUCCCCCUCCCGUCUUGUCUGUUGCUGGUGAUUGUGAUUGUGUUCACCUGGUGCCCCUGUGUUUUCUCCUCCCUCCUCACCUGUGUCUUGUUGGUUUGAUUAGUCCUGUGUGUAUUUAGGUUCUGUUUUCCUGUUAGUGUGUGUGAGGUCCUUGUUGCUGGUGACUGUGUUCACGUGAGACAGUCAUAUUGAGGCUGUGUAUCAUGAACCACAGCGAUGAAUAAAUGCCCACACCGGGUUGUGUUUUAACUCUGCCUCCUUGCUUGGUCGGGCUGCUCAAUGGUCAGCUUCACACACGCCCACAUGUGUUACUUAAGCACUUUGGUUUAUUGACCUUUUUCAUUAUAAAGAUCAUUAUGGUUCAUUUAUUCUAUUCUGAGUAAAAUUACCUUCUAUUCUGAGUAAAAUUACCUUCUAUUCUGAGUAAAAUUACCUUCUAGUUGGAGUAAAAUUACCUUCUAUUUGGAGUAAAAUGACAUUCGAUUGGGAGUUAAAUGACCUUCUAGUUGGAGUGAAAUGACGUUCGAUUGGGAGUAAAAUUACCCUCUAUUAUGAGUAAAAUGGCAGUAGAGUUGUUUUUAAUAUACACUACAUAGAGUAAAUAACCAUUAAGCAGAGUCAAAUCUAAGCACAUAAUAGAGUAAAAUGAACUCUAAAAAUACAACUCUGAACAAAGAGUACAUUUUACUCUAUAUAGGUUGGGACCAAAUGUAAUAUUUUUAGAGUAAAAUGUUCUUCAAUUUGAGUCAAUUUUACUCAGAGAAAUGUACUGUGUACCUCUACCUGUUUUUUGUUAUGUUAAUGUUGUUCCUCUUGAAUAGUAUUAACCUUUUUCACCACUACAAGGCUGUACAAAUUGUAAUAGGACCUUUUGAUUGAAAUAUAGAAUAACACAUAUUUGUAGACCUUUAUUGAAUGGAUAUAAAUGUACAUUUGUUUUGAUACAGUAUGAAGGUCAGGAUUUGUAUAUUAUAUUAAUUGGAAUUAAUAUAGUAUGAAAUAGAUGGUAUAUGAAAUGAAUGCAAUAAUCGUUUUAAAGGUGAUGAUGUUAAAGGUUUAAAGAAGAAAGACAAAUACUUUUGCUAACAGUUAACGCACAUGAGGUUAUAUGCUUGUUGAACAGUUUACACUUUUUGAUUUAAAUUGAGUUAUUUUAAUAGCUGAUACCAAACGUUUAAGACUCACAGCACAUGAACCAUGACAUAGACCACGUGUACAACAAGGAACAAAUAAAGGAAUACACCAACUGUC